AUUGCUCAUAUCCACUAUGUGAAAUAUUCAAUAAACAAAUUAACAUGCAGUGAUAUUUUUAUUUACAUGUAAAAAGAGGACUUUCAUUGUCCUGAGAAUCUGUGGUAGCCUGCAUAUCUUAUUUCACAAUCAGUUGGUCAUGAACCCUUUUUAGAAGUGGUUUCAUACUGCAGUUAGAGACUUAUUUUUGAAAGGCUGUUUGUCUAUCAAAUUGUAUGUGUCAGUUCAUUUCUAAAUAAUCAUACAAUACAACCUUGGUAAAUUAUGGUGAUUGGUAGUAUAUAUUGAUUACAAUGAUUCUUGUAUUAUGAUUGGUAGGUCAAAUAUGUCAGACGAAUACAUUUUUUAAUAUAGGACCAUUCAAUACUUUCUUCAUAGGCCUACUGACCAAAUAUGUUUUAAAAUCUAGUGACUGCAAGCUAUGCAAAUUACCAUACUUAGAUUCAACUUAUUUCUCAUCUACAUUCUCAAGACUGCGAAGUCGUAUAGCCAGUGUUCAAGUGUCAGUAAUGUACAACGCUUGGAUUGCUAUCCAAGUAUUGAUUCAAAUGAGGGUGGGUGCGUUGCACGAGGGUGCUGUUGGAUACCAAGAAAUGAAAAUGAUGGAUUACCAUAUUGCUACUUCCCUAAAGACUAUCCCACUUACAAUGUAGUAUCGUCAGAGAAAACUAAGCGUGGCUUCAUUGCACAGUUGAACAAACCUAGUUCAAUUUAUGCUUUGGAUGAAAUAAAAAACAUUGCUGUUGAAAUCAGAGAAGAAACGUCAACUCGGCUACGUAUAAGGUUUACUGUACCUUCGCAACCCAAAAGAUGGGAACCGUAUAUCCCACUGGGAAGCGCAAAUGAUAUUCCGGUACCAAACGUUCAGUAUAAAGUUUCUAUGGAGAAUUCACCUUUUGGAUUAAAAAUUAUGCGAAAUAAUAAACAAGAAGAUAUGCUAUUAGACUCAACUGGAUCAUUGGCUGCAUCAUUGAUAUUUUCAGAUCAAUUCCUGCAAAUAUCAUUCCGGAUAAAUGCUCAAACGGGUUUUGGUCCCGGAGAAUUGGAGCAAAAGUAUCCUAAUCCUUUAAAUAUGUGGAUAAGAGCAGGCCUUUGGGGACAUGAUGGGGAACCACAGUCGAAUGCAAAUCUUUAUGGAACACACAAUUUCUUCAUGGGUCUAAAGCAUGAUGGAACUGCAUUCGGUAUCUUCUUUCUGAACAGUAAUGCACAAGAGGUGGCAAUAACACCUCUACCAGCUAUAACAUAUCGCACAAUCGGUGGUAUAUUAGACUUCUUCAUAUUCACUGGACCGAAACCACUGGAUGUACUGAAUCAGUAUUAUGCUCUUGUCGGACAUCCACCGAUCCCUCCAUAUUGGUCAUUGGGAUUUCAUCUUUGUAGAUAUGGUAUGAAGAAUCUGGAUGAGGUGAAGACAGUGCUAAAACGAAACCUAGACGCUGGAAUCCCAAUAGACGCCCAGUGGUUUGACAUUGAUUACAUGGAUGCAUACAAAAUCUGGUCAGUUGAUGAGGGAAGAUUUGGUGGGAUGGGAGAUUUUGUGAGGGAUGUGUUGCACAAGGAGCAUGGCAUGAGGGCUGUGAUAAUUGUAGAUCCAGCAGUCAGCACGAAAGGUGGCAGGGAUUACCUUCCAUACAAGGAGGGCAUGAGGCUAGGCAUCUUCAUCAACGAUAGUCGAACUGGGAAGCCGAUUCUUGGCACUGUUUGGCCGGGUGAGACAGUGUUUCCAGACUUCACUCAUCCCGCUGCUGUAGAUUGGUGGCACAAGUCUGCAGCUGAUUUUCAUGAAGUGGUCAACUUUGAUGGUUUGUGGAUAGAUAUGAAUGAGCCUGCUAAUUUCAACGGUGGGUCACUCACUGGUUGUCCCUUAUGGAAUAAACUGGACAAUCCUCCGUAUGUCCCUCGAAUCCUGCAAAACUCUUUAUAUGACAAAACAAUAUGCCCAUCAGCUUUACACUACAACACAACUCACUACAAUCUGCAUAACAUGUAUGGUUAUGAUGAAGCACGAGUAACGCACAAUGUGUUGACGCAGUUAUUUCCUGACAAACGACCUUUCAUUCUGACUCGUUCAAGUUUCGCCGGAUCCGGACUGUAUGCAGCUCACUGGACAGGAGAUGUGGUGUCUACUUGGGAUAGUUUGAAGGCAUCUGUCCCACAAAUAAUCAAUUUCAACAUGUUUGCUAUCCCAAUGGUUGGUGCCGAUAUAUGUGGAUUUGUGGGGAACACUACUGAGGAAUUAUGCGUUCGAUGGAGCCAGCUAGGUGCCUUCUAUCCGUUUUCUCGAAACCAUAAUGAAGAUGAUGCGAAAAAUCAGGAUCCAGCCUACUGGAGUGAAGAAGCAACGAAGGCGAUAAAGCAAGCCUUACAAUUAAGAUAUUACAUACUUCCCUACAUAUAUACUCUGUUCUACCGAUCAUACUUGAACGGAACAACUGUGGCGCGUGCACUAGCCUUUGAAUUCCCUGAAGACUUAGCUACACAUAAAAUCAAUGCACAAUUCAUGCUGGGGUCAUGUAUCCUAGUCACUCCAGUGCUUGAUGAAGGACGUACCGGUGUGGAGGGCUAUGUUCCACAAGGAGAAUGGAUCAAUCUGUCAACUGGCAAACGGUAUGUCAGUAGAGGUGACUGGGUCUAUUUUGAAGCUCCAUUGAAUGUUAUUCCGAUUUCAGUUCGAUGUGGUUGUAUCAUUCCCAUCCAAAUAGCAGCUCAAGCAACAGAUAUUGCUCGGAAAAAAGGCUUGGUUUACUGGUGUUUUUGUCUUCAGUCGAUGAUGGCAGUAAUGGUGCUGGUAGAAGAAUCACAGCAUCCGGUGAAUUAUUUUGGGAUAAUGGAGAUGAUGCUAAAUUGAACUAUGUGCAUGUGAGUUUUGAAGUGUAUAACCGCAUAUUGUCAGUGAUACCGACAUUUUCAAGUCCUGAAAGCUUACAGAAGAUUGAUUUGAUGGAACUUGAUUUGAAAAUGAUUUUAAUUGCUGGUUUAAGUAAGAAACCAAAAAGUAUUUUUAUAAAUGAUAAAUCAGUAAACUUCACUUAUAUUGAGGACUUGCAAAGUGUUCAUUUAGCUAACAAAAUACUUACAACAUUAAAGGACAAUUUCAAAGUGAAAUGGAAUUUUUAACUUCAUAUUUCUUCAUUUAUUUCGACCUACACUUAAUCAUUCAGUUAAGAAAUAUCAGCUUUUGUGUACAUCCUUUUAAUCAAAAGCAUAUUUAGUAUCAUCAUUGUAUUCCAUUAAACUUUAUAAUUCACUCUAAUUUGUCUGCCUUCUUGUUCUAAUUUGUCUUGAUUUUUCAAUGAUACUUACUUUCACUAUUUUUUUUUUACCUAACUACAGUUACAUUUGUGUUUAUUUGUUUACUGAAUUCACUUAGUGUCUUGAAAUAAAACAUUUUUGAACAAUAAAGCAAACUAAUUGUUAUGUUUUC
Molecule: messenger RNA, 3427 nt
Organism: Heterobilharzia americana
Lineage: Eukaryota; Metazoa; Platyhelminthes; Trematoda; Strigeidida; Schistosomatidae
Source: the annotation of a GenBank genome assembly